Osmia lignaria (orchard mason bee) is the source of this 768-nucleotide messenger RNA. RefSeq names its product mitochondrial ribosomal protein L13 (gene mRpL13). Gene Ontology annotation, molecular function: mRNA binding; structural constituent of ribosome. Gene Ontology annotation, cellular component: ribosome; mitochondrial large ribosomal subunit. Lineage: Eukaryota; Metazoa; Arthropoda; Insecta; Hymenoptera; Megachilidae. Gene Ontology annotation, biological process: translation; negative regulation of translation. The record is from RefSeq and is a predicted model, not a curated record.
GGGAAGCCAACAAAUAUGUUCCUAUAUGCAUAGGCUCAUAAUUCAACAUUGAACUUAACCUAAAAGCAUAUGAUAUAUGUAUAAUGUAUAACACAGUCUAGAAAUUUUAACGUUAUUUUUGCAUUAAUAUUAAAUUUUUAUUGUGAUCAUAAUGUCUCUUGUUCGUAGAGGACAGCAUUGGGGUACGUUUGCACGUAUUUGGCACAUCUUUGAUGCAACUUGGCAAGAUCCUUUUAAAAGUGCCCAUUGGAUAAAACAGUAUCUCAUGGGACUAUAUAAACCCAUAUAUCAUCCAACUAAUGAUUGUGGUGACCAUGUAAUAGUUGUAAAUAGUAAGGACAUUGCAUUACGUGGAGAUGAGUGGCAAAAACGUGUCUAUUAUCAUCAUACUGGGUAUAUUGGAGGUGCAACCUGGACAUUAGCAUGGGAAUUACAUAGUAAAGAUCCCACCAUGAUAUUAAAGAAAGCAGUUUAUUCUUCAAUGACUGGAAAUUUGCAAAGAAGACACACUAUGCAAAGGCUACAUAUUUUCCCUGAUGAAAAUGUACCUGAAGAUAUGCUAAAAAAUGUCACUAAUCAGAUCAAACAAUUAAAACCAGUUCCAAUUAGAUUACAUGAAAUUUUACCAGAAGAAAAAGAAAAGAUUCCACAACUUAUAAAAUAUCCAGUUGAUUAUCAACUUCAAUGAAACAAUAAUUGUAAAUAGAUCAUUACAUUAAUUAUUUUCCCAUUUGUAAUUUGUAUCAUAUAAGUAGUAAUAAAACGAAA